UUAAGUAUCGGGAAUUCCAGCGAGAUGGAAAAUAUAACAUUCAACCAAAGCUCAGUCAUAUUCAUUAACAAUGGAACUGAUGAAAAUAUUAGCUUAAAUUUCACAAAUAUUUCACAGUCACAAUACACAACCAAUAGCGAUGAGGACAACUGGUUGAAAGUCUUUCAAUUUGUACUUGAAGUGUUAUCAUAUAUUGUAAUAGGACUUGGACUUAUUGGGAAUACAUUGGCAUUCUUGGUGUUUUCAAAGGAGAAAGUUUUGAACACAAGAGUAUUUCUUCUAAAGACACUCACAAUAACAGACUCAACAUUUCUGUUACUGAUGUUUCUUUUUGUAAUGCUCUUAAAUCAAUGGGAAGAGUUUAUAAAGUUGGGAGCUGUUCAAGACCACAUUGCCACAUUAUAUGAUGUACAGACACCAAUUGUUUCAACAGCAGGUACCCUCACAACUUGGAUGGUUGUCUUGGUAACCAUAGACAGGUACAUACAUAUAACAAACCCACUCGGUGCAACGACAUUGCUAACCGUCAAAAGAAUGAAAUGGACGGUUGGGUCCCUAGUAGUAGGAGCAUGCCUCUACAAUGUACCUAGAUUCUUUAAAUGGGCUUACUUGCUACUUGCAAGUGAUACUUGCUUAUUACAGUGUAAUCCAAGCUAUAACCUUAUAUAUCAGGUGAUUUUAAAUGCA
Messenger RNA from Owenia fusiformis, 687 nucleotides. The record is from the annotation of a GenBank genome assembly. Lineage: Eukaryota; Metazoa; Annelida; Polychaeta; Sabellida; Oweniidae.